AUGGAGGUUCAGACUCACACCCUUGACAUUCACGCAUCCCAAUUUCGGAGCUCCGAAUACCCGGACUCCACCUUUCCUCUCUCCCCCGACCAACUCCUACAAUCCCACUCCUUUAAUGCUCCAGAACCCGAAAUUAACACUCAAAAUCACGAAUCACCCAAGCCCCACGCUCCAGGACGCGCGUGCCCUCAGACCAACGCUGCCCUUAGGGUGCAGAAGGUGUACCGGAGUUACCGCACCCGCCGCAGGUUGGCUGAUUCAGCCGUCGUUGCCGAGGAACUCUGGUGGCAAGUGAUUGAUUUUGCGAGGCUAAACCACAGCACCAUUUCGUUCUUCAAUUUGCCUGAGAGUGCUGCGUCUCGGUGGAGUAGGGUCAAACUUAAUGCUUCCAAGGUGGGAAAGGGGUUGUCCUUAGAUGCCAAGGCACAAAAAUUGGCUUUUCAGCAUUGGAUUGAAGCUAUUGAUCCGCGCCACCGCUACGGGCAUAACUUGCAUUAUUACUAUGAAGAAUGGUGCAAAACGGAUUCUGGCCAGCCUUUCUUUUAUUGGUUGGAUUUAGGAAAUGGGAAAAAUCUUGAUCUUGAACAAUGCUCCAGAUCGAAACUCCGAAAACAAUGCAUAAAGUAUCUUGGACCUCAAGAGAGAGAGCACCAUGAAUACAUUGUCAGCGAGGGAAGAAUCAUCCACAAGCAAUCUGGGGAUUUUCUUGAUACAAAAGAAGGUUCUGAGGAUGCCAAGUGGAUAUUUGUAAUGAGCACCUCUAAGAAACUUUAUGCUGGCAAGAAAAAGAAAGGAUUAUUUCAUCAUUCUUCAUUCUUGGCUGGUGGAGCCACUUUAGCUGCUGGAAGGCUGGAGGUUGAGCAUGGCAUUCUUAAGUCAAUCUCUGCAUAUAGUGGACACUACCGGCCAACCGAUGACACACUCAACACCUUCUCAGCAUAUCUCAAGGAAAAUGGUGUCAACCUUGAUGAAGUUGAGAUACGCAAUUCAAAGGAUGACACUGAUGCUUACGACGAUGGAAAGCCUAGUGAAACUUUCACAACAGCAUCUGAAGAUUCUACCAAUACAAAUGUACCUGACCUUGGAAUUUCUGAGGAAUCUGAGAACACCCUAUCAUCAAAUAAUGAAGAACCUCGACCUGGAUCUGUUGGUAGUUAUAAAAGGACUCUAUCAGGUGGUCUUCAGAGCCCAAGGGCUGAGGUACCCAAGACAGCAAUAUUGCAAAGAAUCAAUUCCAAGAAGGCCUCAAAGUCCUAUCAAUUGGGGCAUAAACUUUCACGUAAAUGGUCAACAGGAGCUGGACCUAGAAUUGGGUGUGUUGCUGACUACCCUGUAGAGCUUAGACUACAGGCCUUGGAAAUGCUUAACCUUUCUCCAAAACUUCCUCCUUCUCCUUCUUCAUACAUGAUAAUGGGUGGUCUUGUAUCACCUACGGCUUUAACAGCCCCCAAUGGCACUCAAAUUUACAGUGAUGAGAAUUCUGUUAACUGAUCUUAUGAUUAUGUAUGCUUUAGGUGCUAAGCUAGGUGUGCUUUAGUUAAUAGUUAAUGUAAAACAUAUAUUCUCUAUGUUAUCUCAACUUUU
Molecule: messenger RNA, 1584 nt
Organism: Abrus precatorius (Indian licorice)
Lineage: Eukaryota; Viridiplantae; Streptophyta; Magnoliopsida; Fabales; Fabaceae
Product: IQ domain-containing protein IQM3-like
Exons: 10
Coding region: 1-1491 (496 amino acids)
Molecular function (GO): protein binding
Source: RefSeq, a predicted model, not a curated record